AUGGUGCGAGAAUUUACGUUUGUGAUCUUGUUGGUUCUCUUGGCAACCAGCGAGGCGCUGCCACCUGAUACGCUCUCGAACCAUAACCAAAUGUCCGCACCAUCGCUAAGUCAAAAGGUCAGCUCAAGUCACGGUUUCUUGCGAAUUGCCAGUACGGCGGGUGGAGAAGAUGAAGAACGAAAUAAACUGGGGCCGAAGUUAUUGAUGAAGCUGAGCAAACUGGCGGAGAAACAGAAUAUGUAUAAGUUAUCGAAAAGGAUGGAGCACAAAUCUUGGCUGUCCGCAGGAGAAACCCCGCAGACACUAUUCAAGAAAAAUGGCUGGAAGGGGAAAACUAUAGCCGAACUGAAGGCAGACCCGAAGUACCUACGAUACGAGGGAUUCGACGAUGUUUGGACAAAAGCACAAUACGAGAAGGGGACGUUGUACACACCUAAACAAUGGAUAAGCAAAAUGAAAGAAGAAGAAAAAAGAGGGCAGCGUUAA
Phytophthora infestans T30-4 is the source of this 486-nucleotide messenger RNA. Its product is annotated as secreted RxLR effector peptide protein, putative. The record is from RefSeq and is a predicted model, not a curated record. NCBI's taxonomy places the organism in Eukaryota, Oomycota, Peronosporomycetes, Peronosporales, Peronosporaceae. The transcript has a single exon. The coding region runs from base 1 to 486 and encodes 161 amino acids.